AUGCGUCGAUUCUGCGACACAGAGGCCUUCGGAACCGAAUUUCAAGCCGGUUGCCUCUCCCCAGAAGACAACAGAGCCCUCGCGAUCAUGAAAGAGAAGACCCGAAAGCUAGACAUCGGCUAUGAGGUGCCCAUCAUUUGGAAAGAAGAAGAGCCGAACCUAAUCAACAAUCGACAGUUGGCCGAAAAUCGGCUUAAGAGGUUAUGCCUCUCGUCUUCUAGACCUGGCUUCUGCCAAAUAUUUCCUUGCGCACCACGGAGUGUACAAGGGCCAAAAUUAAGAGUCGUCUUCGACGCGGCCGCUCGCUUUAUAAGGAAAUCCCUGAAUGACGCUAUUGUCAGCGGGCCAGCCCUACAGCCGGCAUUAGCAACAGUCCUCAGUCGAUUUCGGCAAGAUGAAACCUCCGACAUCGAAGCGAUGUUUAGUCGCUUCCGCCUAACCGCCGAAGACGCCAACUACUUCUGUUUUCUUUGGCAAGACAAGGAAACUCACGAACCAGUAGUUUGUAGGAUGGACCGACUACCCUUCGGAGCAAGUUGCUCGCCCUUUGUCGCCAUCCACACGGUUCGCCAAAUCGUGCGUGACGCCGGAGUGGAAGAAAGGAUAAUCACUGCAACCCGAGAUCAGAUGUACGUAGACGACUAUUUGGGUUCGGCUCCAUCCGUUCCAGCGGCCUUAGGUGAAGCCCUCGUCGUCAAAACCGCAUUGGCCAACGUCGAUCUCAACUUGCAGCGAUGGAUCUCCAACUCCCGCGAGUUCAUGUUAGGAAUAUCCACCGACAUCCCUGAGGAUCAACCGUCAACGCACCCGUUGAUCGGGGGAGCAGACGAAAAGGUGCUCGGCGUAGUAUGGAACACCCGUUCGGACACGAUUGGGUUUAAGGUAGCCGACCCUCCCGACACCGAUUUUACUCGAGUGGCUCUAGUCAGCCAUGUCGCCUUCGUCUUCGACCCGCUGGGAACCGCCUCUCCUCUCAUCGUGAAGGCCAAGAUUCGGCUUCGAGAGUUAGGCUUGAAGGGCCUGGAUUGGAUGGACGUGGUGAUCGACGACGAUCAUAUCUGGUGGAGCAGGUGGUUCGAAGCCCUUAGUCAGCUGAACGCAGUGGAAAUGCCGCGUUCUUUAUUCCCGAGAAGACUCAACAUUCUGACGUCGGAACUACACACCUUUUGUGACGCUUCCGAGGAGGCCUACGCCACCGUCAUUUACAUCCACAACACUGAUUCCGACGGGCAGAUAAUUGUUCGACAAGCGAGAGCGGCCAACAAACUCGUACCAAAGAAGGUGAUAUCGGUGCCGAAACUGGAGCUUAACGCUGCGCUGUUAGGAUCCCGACUGACAGUAGCAUUACAAACCGCUUUGACGAUUAAGAUCCAUCGUCGGCGGUUUUGGACAGACAGCAGCACGGUUCGAAACUGGAUUCCAUCCGCCGCUGCUCACUAUCAAGAUUUCGUCGGCAUCUUCAACCCAGCCGACGCCGCUACCCGCUCCACCUUGAACGGGGAGGUAUUCCCUCCUACUUGGCUGACGGGACCAAGCUUUCUCGGUCGUCCUGAAGAAGAUUGGCCAGUAGAUCUACCCUGGACGGCUAUUACAGAAGAAAUCAGAACGAGCCGCGCCUAUCACACUGCCGUUCAAGAGGUGAAAUUCGACUGGAGCGAUGUAGAAGUCAAGCCCGGCGAUGUCGCGACCCUAACAAGAAUGAGUACGAAGUUUUUCGACCUCGUCAAGCGUUGCCAAAAUGAGGUCUAUACUGAAGAGUUGAAGCGCGUCAAGAAAGGGAAGCCGCUGCCAUCAACCUCGAGUUUGCUGGCGUUGGCGCCGAUACUCGACGCAGAUGGAAUACUACGACUUGGAGGUCGGGCCGGUCGAGCGAAGCUACCUUACGACCAGCUGCACUCCCCUCUUCACCCAGGAAAACACCCGUUCUCGGAAAAGAUCAUCCGGGCUUUCCACGAACACCUUAAACACGUUGGAACAGAUUUCUUGCUUGCCUAA
Molecule: messenger RNA, 1995 nt
Organism: Daphnia carinata
Lineage: Eukaryota; Metazoa; Arthropoda; Branchiopoda; Diplostraca; Daphniidae
Exons: 3
Coding region: 1-1995 (664 amino acids)
Source: RefSeq, a predicted model, not a curated record